ACAAUUCACACACAAUGUAAGAAAUAACAAAUAACUGGUAAAAAAAAAACAAAAAAAAACCAAAACCUAAUAAAUAAGAAUAGCCACAGAAGAAAGGAGAGACACUCGGUAUCAUUUAUCAGGAUAAGAAAUUAUUUAUCUGGUGAUAUAUUAAACAUGCAAAGUAAAAUAAAUGGAUUACGCUUUUCAUAUUUUCUGUAUUUCUGCUCAGUUAUGAUAUAUUUUCCUCCAGCAGGUGGCGAUGAUGAGCAAAGACGUCUCUUUCGAGUCUCCGUUAAACCAGGAAGCAGAUCGUAUGGGGUCUGUUAGCAGAGUUAGCUAUGUUUAAGGGUGUAAGGAUGAAUAUUGUGCCUCUGCAGUAACAAUGUCUUUAUCCCAGUCUUUGAGAGACUUUAUCAGGGAGCGACUGGCCGCUGCUGCUGAAGAAAUUUUGAUACAGUUUGAUAAAACCAUCGUCCAGUAUGAGGAAGAGCUGGAUCGUCAGCGGAGACUGCUGGAAAUCUGCUGGAAACCCCAAAUGAACCUGCAUAGAAUAGGCUUCCCACAGGAAGAGGAGGUUCUCACUUACCACCAGGAGAGGAGUCCCGGUUUGCAACAAAAUAAUCCAGAACCGUCAGCGAAGUAAAGAGAGACUAGAAAGACUAGAAAAGGAGCAAAUGCUAGAGAAGCAGAGAAAUGUUGAAGUAUCACAGAUAAAAGAUGAACCAGAAGAGCUAGAACCUCUGCAGAUGCAAAAGAGCCAUGGGGAACAAGAAUGUUUUUAUACAAAAGGACAGCAAGAAACACAACCACCAAGAAUCAAGGAUGAACAGGAGGAAGUCUACAUCAGCCUGACUAACGAGCAGCUAGAACAAAAACAAGACAUUGAUGCCAUCAUAGUGAAUCCGACUUAUGAAGAAGGAGACUGCUGGGAACCAGAUCCAAACUCCGACCAACUUUUUGCCCACAACCAAAUCCAGGAAAUGAGUGAAAAGAAAAAUGAAGACUCAGGAUCCAGUAGAGAUGAAGAACUGAAGCUAAUUAAGAGGCGUCAGAAAAUCAGAGGUCACAGUGACAAUGUAGGGUAUCAAAAAGUAAAAACUCAGAAGAAAACACACAGUAAUGAUAAUCUGUCUCCCUGUAAAGUGUGUGGUAGGCUUUUUGCUCGGAAUUACUUGAAUCAGCACAUGCGAACUCACACAGGUGAGAAGCCUUUUUCAUGUUUGACUUGUGGAAAAAGUUUCAGUGAACGGGGAAACUUAACUAAGCACAUAAGAACCCAUACAGGUGAGAAAUCGUUCUCAUGUUUGGUUUGUGGUAAAAGUUUUGUUCAGCAAAUCCAUUUGACUCGUCACAUUAGAACGCACACAGGCGAGAAGCCCUUCUCAUGUUUGACCUGUGGCAAAAGUUUCUCUCAAAGUAGUAGUUUGUCUGGUCACAUGAGAACUCACACUGGGGAGAAGCCGUUCUCAUGUCUGACGUGUGGACAAAGUUUUAGCGAAAGAGGAAGUCUAUUUCACCACAGCAGGAUUCACACAGGUGAGAAGCCUUUCUCAUGUAGAACCUGUGGAAAACGUUUCUGUCAAAAAAGUAAUUUAACUGUUCAUAUGAAAAUUCACAGAGGUGAGCUGGUUUAGUUUUGUGAUAAUCCCAGUAUCAGAAAACUACUGUACUAUUUAAUAAAUUAGAAUAUUUAUUCAGAGGAGGCCUGUUGUCAGAUUAAAAGUAUUUUUGAAAAUAACCUUUAAGCAGGUAUUAAAUAUACUUUUCCAUAAGCCCAAAUUUUUUGGAUUACUUUCUUAUUGAUCUGAUGUAAUAUUCUAAUUUUAAAUGCCAUGCUUUUAUAAGCUGUAAGUGGAAAAUCAUAAUUAACAGAAAUAAAGUCUUUCAAACAUC
Xiphophorus hellerii (green swordtail) is the source of this 1875-nucleotide messenger RNA. Its product is annotated as gastrula zinc finger protein XlCGF8.2DB-like. Gene Ontology annotation, molecular function: RNA polymerase II cis-regulatory region sequence-specific DNA binding; DNA-binding transcription factor activity, RNA polymerase II-specific. The record is from RefSeq and is a predicted model, not a curated record. Lineage: Eukaryota; Metazoa; Chordata; Actinopteri; Cyprinodontiformes; Poeciliidae. Gene Ontology annotation, biological process: regulation of transcription by RNA polymerase II. The transcript is spliced from 2 exons. Gene Ontology annotation, cellular component: nucleus. Bases 657 to 1616 code for a protein of 319 amino acids.